This is a messenger RNA of Dovyalis caffra, 1464 nucleotides long. The record is from the annotation of a GenBank genome assembly. NCBI's taxonomy places the organism in Eukaryota, Viridiplantae, Streptophyta, Magnoliopsida, Malpighiales, Salicaceae.
AUGAAAGGAGGGCAUCGGAAGCCCUCCAAAUCAGACGGUAAUGAUUUCGGGUUCGGGCCACCCCGAAACUCCGGGUCUGGUCCUGCAAACAAUGUGGUUGUGAACCAUGCGUCCCGGGCAGCUCCUGGCCCACCAAGCCCACACACUGGACCCGCAAUUGUUGCUCCGCCGCCAAUGAAUACGGUGGAGCCUCUCCCCUUGUUCCGGGAUGUGCCGGUUUCAGAACGUCAGAACCUGUUCUUACGGAAACUCCAGGUAUGCUGCUUCCAUUUAGACUUUACGGAUACCUUAAAAUCGGUGCGAGAAAAGGAAAUCAAGAGGCAAACUUUAUUGGAGCUUGUGGAUUUUAUUCAAUCCGGUUCGGGAAAGAUUACGGAGAAUUGUCAAGAGGAAAUGAUAAAAAUGGUUUCAGUGAAUAUAUUCCGGUGCUUGCCUCCAGCUUCGCAUGAGAAUACAGGGCAAGAAUCCGCUGAUCCUGAAGAGGAGGAGCCUUAUUUGGAACCAUCUUGGCCUCAUUUGCAGCUUGUUUAUGAGCUUCUUUUAAGAUAUGUUGUGUCAUCAGAUACAGAUACCAAGGUUGCCAAGAGGUAUAUUGAUCAUUCGUUCGUGUUGAAAUUGCUUGAUUUGUUUGAUUCUGAGGAUCCGCGAGAGAGGGAGUAUUUGAAGACUAUUCUGCAUAGGAUUUAUGGCAAGUUUAUGGUGCAUCGUCCGUUUAUCAGGAAGGCUAUAAAUAAUAUUUUCUAUCGUUUUAUUUAUGAGACUGAGAGGCACAGUGGGAUUGGGGAAUUGUUGGAGAUUCUAGGGAGUAUUAUAAAUGGGUUUGCGCUGCCGAUGAAAGAGGAACAUAAGUUGUUCCUUGUAAGGGCGCUUAUACCAUUGCAUAAACCAAAGCCAAUAUCGGUGUACCACCAGCAGCUGUCUUAUUGUAUCACUCAGUUUGUUGAAAAGGAUUACAAGCUGGCAGAUACUGUUAUUAGGGGUUUGUUGAAGUAUUGGCCAGUGACUAAUUGUCAAAAGGAAGUUCUCUUCCUUGGAGAACUUGAAGAAGUUCUGGAAGCAACACAAUCUGCAGAGUUUCAGCGCUGUAUGGUCCCUCUUUUCAGACAGAUUGCUCGCUGCCUUACCAGCUCCCAUUUUCAGGUUGCUGAACGAGCUCUGUUUUUCUGGAAUAAUGAGCACAUUGUGAGUUUAAUCGCCCAGAACCGAAGUGUAGUUUUGCCAAUUAUUUUUGAAGCAUUGGAAAAGAAUAUACAGAGUCACUGGAACCAGGCAGUUCAUGGGCUGACCAUUAAUGUUCGGAAAAUGUUCUUGGACAUGGAUGCCGAGUUGUUUGAAGAGUGUCAGAGGCAGCAUGCGGAGAAAGAGUCUAUGGCCAGAGACGUGGAAGAGCAGCGAGAAUUGACAUGGAAGAGACUGGCUGAUGUAGCAGCACAGAGAGGUGGGGACGAUAUGAUCACUGUUUAA